Messenger RNA from Salvelinus namaycush (lake trout), 1578 nucleotides. It is a transcript of the gene yif1a, whose product is annotated as Yip1 interacting factor homolog A (S. cerevisiae). The record is from RefSeq and is a predicted model, not a curated record. The transcript is spliced from 9 exons. The coding region runs from base 57 to 986 and encodes 309 amino acids. Gene Ontology annotation, biological process: endoplasmic reticulum to Golgi vesicle-mediated transport. Lineage: Eukaryota; Metazoa; Chordata; Actinopteri; Salmoniformes; Salmonidae. Gene Ontology annotation, cellular component: Golgi membrane; COPII-coated ER to Golgi transport vesicle; endoplasmic reticulum membrane.
CUAAGGUAAAGUAAAAGAGGCGGGUUCUAGGAAGCACCAUAGGACACGUGUUUACAAUGGACCUUCCACAUCAUGGCUACCGAGCAAGUGCAAAGCCAAGAGCCCGUGCAGCUCCCCCCGCCGGGGACCCUCUCCUCUUUGACGAUACCAGUUCGGCAGCGCCACCAAUGAACAGUCAGGGUUUCUACACCCCUGGGUACAACAUGGGAGGGGCUCCAGCUGGAGGGCCAGGGGGUGCUGGGGUCAACAACCUGUUUGCUGACCCAAUGGCCAGUGCAGCCAUGAUAUAUGGCUCUUCCCUGGCCAACCAGGGAAAGGAUAUUGUCAACAAGGAGAUCAGCAGGUACGUGUCUGUGAACAAGCUGAAGUAUUUCUUUGCCGUCGACAGCAAAUAUGUAAUGAAGAAACUUCUGCUCCUCAUGUUCCCAUACACACACCAGGACUGGGAAGUUCGUUACCACAGAGACACUCCUCUCACACCCAGGCAUGAUGUGAAUGCACCCGACCUUUACAUACCUUCAAUGGCUUUCAUCACCUACAUUUUGCUUGCUGGGAUGGCCCUUGGCAUUCAGAACAGGUUCAGUCCAGAGGUCCUUGGUCUGUGUGCCAGCACUGCUUUGGUGUGGGUUGUUAUAGAGGUCUUGGUCAUGUUGUUGAGUCUCUACCUUCUCACUGUUCACUCUGACCUAUCCACGUUUGACCUAAUUGCCUACAGUGGAUACAAAUAUGUGGGGAUGAUUUUCACAGUGCUGGGUGGUCUGCUGUUUGGCAGUGAUGGUUACUUCGUGGCUCUCGCCUGGUCAUCGUGUGCUCUUAUGUUUUUCAUUGUCCGUUCUCUCAAAAUGAAGAUUCUGUCGUCUCUCUCCCAUGACUCCAUGGGGGCCGGGGCGAGUGCCAAACCAAGACUCCGCCUGUACAUCACUGUGGCCACCGCCGCCUUUCAGCCAAUCAUUAUCUACUGGCUCACCUCACAUCUGGUCAGGUGACCUGGUAUGGGGUCUGAUGCGGAGGUCCUUUGGUAUCGAACUUAAGAGAAAAAAAAACACUGAUGCUUUCUACAAAUUUGGUUCUUCUGAGUGUCACUGUUACCUGCCUUUCAGCUCAUCUGCCAGAGAAAAGGGGAUAAUAGAUAUCGAGCUGUAUCUUGUGUUCAGCUUGUGGGUUAGUUUUAAAUUAACAUUUAUUUUUGACUUCUCUACAGUGUGAGACUUUUGUAUGCAAGACGCAUCGCUUGUCAAAAUGGAAGGCUUUUGUUUUCUCACCAUGAGUGUUUUAUGGCCCUCUUAUUUAUAGAGAAAGAAGGGUUUUGUAUUCAUGAAAUUGGAAUAUAAAUAUGAGAAACAUUUCACACCACACUCCUGUGUAUGUUGUCCAUUUGGGCUUACCAGAAAUGUUGCAGUAUGGCUAAAUGUAAAAUGAUGGAGCUACUCUGAGGAUGUGCUACCAGUGCACUCUUCCCCAUUUAUCCUUCCCUGUUAAACCCUCCUUUUAUUAUGUAUCUAAACUUUAUAGAGCAUGAACAACAAUCAGUGUUAUGUUUUUUGUAGAAAAAUAAACAUAUUUAGCUUUGAAUUUUAA